Messenger RNA from Penaeus monodon (black tiger shrimp), 1656 nucleotides. RefSeq names its product phenoloxidase-activating factor 2-like. Gene Ontology annotation, molecular function: serine-type endopeptidase activity. NCBI's taxonomy places the organism in Eukaryota, Metazoa, Arthropoda, Malacostraca, Decapoda, Penaeidae. The record is from RefSeq and is a predicted model, not a curated record. The transcript has 8 exons. Gene Ontology annotation, biological process: proteolysis. The coding region runs from base 108 to 929 and encodes 273 amino acids.
CUUUUAUUGCAGAGAUCGUGGUGCCGCACGGUUCCAGUCCUCCCCCUCUUGGGGUAAGACCCAAGUCUGGGAGUCCCAUCACCAAGAAGUGUGGGACAAGCUCGGGUAUGUCACUGUAUGCACGAUCAAGCAUGUAUUCCGGCGAAUCAACGCCUGGACAGUUUCCAUGGCAUGUAGCAGUUCUGUCUUCGAAAAAUGAGUACUUGUGUGGCGGCGCCCUGAUUGGUGACCGAUGGGUGCUGACCGUUGCACACUGCGUUGAUGAGGCCUAUGGCCAGAAUCUGAAGGUAAGAGUAGGCGACCACGAUCUUCUGCACUCGACAAAGCUCUCAUACCAGGCAUAUGACGUCCAAGUUUGGAAAGUGAACAUCCAUCCACAUUACAUGAAGACCAACCUGAGAGCAGAUGUAGCUGUAUUGGAGUUGCAAGCCUCUGUGCUUCAUCUCCAAAAUGUGAACCGGGUGUGCCUUCCUGGCGAGCUUACGUACGCAACUGAACAUGACUGUGACGUGUCUGCAUGGACUGCUGUGUUGCCUACAGAGGAUGGUUACAAACCAACCACGGAUUUCAGCUCCAUCCUCCGCCAUUCCAAAUAUCAAACUAUGACGAAGGAAGAUUGCCAGUAUCGUCUGAGGUCUUUUCCGGCCCUGGGUAGUUUCUUCAGACUUCAGGAGGGUAUACUGUGUGCCAAGUCUAAGGAUUCCAAAAUGUGUUUGGGCGAUGGUGGGAGUGCUCUUGUUUGCAAAUCGCCUUCAGGCCAAUACACCAUAAAAGGAUUGGUGUCAUGGGGUGUAGGAUGCAAGCCCAACCUGCCCACUGCUUUUGUUGAUGUAGAUUAUUUCCUGCCAUACAUUACCUCUGUAAUUGGAGAGAAGGCAUCAGCAAGGCCUGUAAAACACCCAUAUAGUGCACCCCACAAAGCCCUCUGAAACCUCGACAUCACAAAAUUUUGAGUAUUACUGGCCACCCAAACACCACACCCCUCCAACUAGGCACAAUGGUCAUUUUGAAACUACAUAUUCCGAUCCACUUAAACCGAUGCAUGGUUUUAGCUCUCCGUCCAGUGGGUAUCAUACUCAACCUAACACCUUUUAUCAUAUCCCUCCUAAAGGCUAUGGUAUGCCCCACAGAGACUAUAAUGCCUCACCCACUGGUUAUGGUACUGUAGCCAUAGGCUAUAGUGCGCCCCCUCCCGGUUAUGAUAGCCCGCCCUCCAGCCAUGGUGUGCCCCCUUCUGGCUAUGAUAGCUCACCCUCCAGCCAUGGUGUGCCCCCUUCUGGCUAUGAUAGCUCACCCUCCAGCCAUGGUGUGCCCCCUUCUGGCUAUGAUAGCCCGCCCUCGGCUAUGGUGUGCCCCCUUCUGGCUAUGAUAGCCCGCCCUCCGGCUAUGGUGUGCCCCCUUCUGGCUAUGAUAGCCCGCCCUCCGGCCAUGGUGUGCCCCCUUCUGGCUAUGAUAGCCCGCCCUCUGGCUAUGGUGCGCCCCCUUCUGGCUAUGAUAGUCCACCCUCUGGCUAUGUGCGCCCCCUUCUGGCUAUGAUAGUCCACCCUCUGGCUAUGUGCGCCCCCUUCCGGCUAUAAUAGUCCACCCUCUGGCUAUGAUGCGCCCCCUUCCGGCUAUAAUAGUCCACCCUCUGGCUAUGAUGCGCCCCCUUCCGGC